Messenger RNA from Salvia splendens (bonfire salvia), 4508 nucleotides. RefSeq names its product xanthine dehydrogenase 1. Gene Ontology annotation, molecular function: 2 iron, 2 sulfur cluster binding; FAD binding; oxidoreductase activity. The record is from RefSeq and is a predicted model, not a curated record. Lineage: Eukaryota; Viridiplantae; Streptophyta; Magnoliopsida; Lamiales; Lamiaceae. The transcript is spliced from 14 exons. The coding region runs from base 204 to 4316 and encodes 1370 amino acids.
CAGGCCUACUAUUAGUUGCUAACUUAUAAAUUAGUAAUAAUGGAGCUUGAUUACGGUGUAAUUGGAUUGUUCCAAAUUUGUCAAUUACGUAAGCAAGCUUUCUACUGUCAUCUCCUACCGCCUUUCCAUUGCAAGCACCGACUCGUCAUUUGAUUAUCCCAUACAUUUAAGAGGAUAGAGCAAGAUCGGGAAGGAGCAGAGAGAUGGGGUCUUUGCUUAGAGAGAACGAAUUGGAUAGAGUUGACGCAGAAUCCGAAUCAAAUCAACCGAUUCUCUACGUUAAUGGAGUCCGUCGAGUUUUGCCCGAUGGCUUGGCUCACUUCACCCUUCUCGAAUAUCUCCGAGAUACCGGCCUCACUGGUACAAAACUUGGUUGUGGUGAAGGAGGUUGUGGAGCAUGCACGGUGAUGAUUUCCUAUCUUGACCAAAACUUGAAGAAAUGUGUGCAUCUUGCUAUUAAUGCAUGCUUGGCUCCUUUGUAUUCCGUCGAAGGAAUGCAUGUAAUUACAGUUGAGGGCAUUGGUAGUUGCAGAUCUGGGUUACAUCCAAUACAGGAAUCAUUAGCAAAUUCACAUGGUUCACAAUGUGGUUUUUGCACCCCUGGUUUUGUUAUGUCCAUGUAUGCCCUACUAAGGUCUUCUAAAAACCCACCCACAGAAGAGGACAUCAAAGAAAAUCUUGCAGGAAAUUUAUGUCGAUGCACGGGUUAUAGGCCGAUAAUUGAUGCUUUCCGUGUAUUUGCGAGAACAGAUGAUGCCUUGUACACAACUCCAUCCUUAGGCCUUUCGAGCAGUGAGUUUGUUUGCCCAUCAACAGGUAAACCAUGUUCAUGUGGGCAGAAUAUUAAGGAUGCUGAAGGAACUACCACAAUAAGAAGCUGUAGCAGUGACAUUCUAAAGCCAAUCUCUUACAGUGAUACUGAUGGAGCUGCAUACACUAGUAAAGAACUUAUUUUCCCCCCAGAGCUCCUAAUGAGGAAAUCAACUGCUUUAUAUUUGACUGGGUCUAAUGGCCUCAAGUGGCAUCGUCCACUAAGCCUUCAGCAUGUAUUUGAUAUAAAAACAAGAUACCCGAAUGCCAAAUUAGUUGUUGGUAACACCGAGGUGGGAGUUGAAACAAGGCUUAAAAAUUUCCAUUAUCCAAUUCUUGUCCAUAUUGCUCACGUGCCUGAACUUAAUAUAUUGAACAUAAAAGAUGAGGGGUUGGAGAUUGGUGCAGCAGUUAAACUUUCUGAACUAGUCAAAGUACUAAAAUUAGUUAUAGACCAGCGUGCUUCUUUUCAAACUUCAUCUUGCAGAGCCAUCAUUGAACAGUUAAAAUGGUUUGCUGGGACACAAAUAAGAAAUGUUGCAUCUGUUGGUGGAAAUAUCUGUACAGCAAGUCCUAUAUCAGACCUCAACCCUCUAUGGAUGGCUGCUGGAGCAAAGUUUCACAUUUCUGAUUGUAAAGGAAACAUAAGGAUAUGUGCAGCAGAAUAUUUUUUCCUGGAUUAUCGUAAAGUUGAUCUGGCAAGUAAUGAGAUCCUUCUUUUUGUUUUUCUCCCUUGGAACUCUCGAUUUGAAUUUGUGAAAGCAUUUAAGCAAGCUCAUAGGCGAGAUGAUGACAUAGCUAUUGUGAAUGCUGGAAUGCGUGCCUGUCUUUUAAAGAAAGACCAGAAAUGGAUAGUUUCUGAUGCAUCAAUUGUUUAUGGGGGUGUUGCUCCUUAUUCUAUUUCUGCAAUUGAAACCAAGAAAUUUCUGCUAGGGAAGCAUUGGAACAAGGAGUUGUAUCAUGGUUCUUUAGAAGUACUAGAGAAGGACAUUAUCCUGAAGGAUGAGGCUCCAGGGGGGAUGGUGGAGUUUCGAAGAUCUUUAAUCCUGAGUUUUUUCUUCAAGUAUUUCUUGUGGGUGUCUCACCAGAUGGAUGGAUUGCCAGGGUUCAACGGAGCAGUACCAGCAUCUUAUCUUUCCACAGUAAAAUCUUUUCACUCUCCUUCUACUAUAGGAAGACAAGAUUAUGAAAUCGUAAGGCGUGGGACUGCUGUUGGUGCUCCUGAAGUACAUCUUUCUUCAAGGCUGCAGGUUACAGGAGAGGCAGAGUAUACAGAUGAUGUUCCUAUGCCUCCUAAUGGCUUACAUGCUGCAUUGAUAUUGAGCAAGAAGCCUCAUGCACGUAUACUUGCGAUUGAUGAUAGUGUGGCACAAUUUUCUCCGGGGUUCGCAGGAAUAUUUUUUGCAAAACAUGUGCCAGGGAUCAAUAUGGUUGGACCAGUUGUUGUGGACGAAGAACUUUUUGCUUCAGAAGUAGUCACGUGUGUGGGUCAGGUUAUUGGGGUGGUUGUGGCUGAUACACACGAAAAUGCAAAGCUCGCUGCUCGGAAAGUCCAUAUUCAAUAUGAAGAACUACCAGCAGUCUUAUCUAUUGAAGAAGCCAUUGCAGCUAACAGUUUCCACCCUGAAACUGAAAGGUGCCUGAGGAAAGGUGAUGUGGACCACUGUUUCUCAUCAACACAGUGUGAUAAAAUAAUAGAAGGAGAGGUUCAGGUUGGUGGUCAGGAACAUUUCUACUUGGAGCCAAAUAGCACUUUAGUUUGGACUGUUGAUGGUGGAAAUGAAGUUCAUAUGAUCUCAUCUACUCAAGCCCCUAAGAAGCAUCAACAGUAUGUUGCCCGUGUUCUUGGUCUUCCGAUGUCAAAAGUGGUAUGCAAGAUUAAAAGAGUCGGUGGUGGAUUUGGAGGGAAAGAAACAAGGUCUGCUUUCCUUGCUGCCGUGGCUGCCACUCCAUCUUAUUUACUAAAUCGUCCAGUAAAGCUUACACUAGAUAGGGAUAUUGACAUGAUGAUAACAGGACAACGCCAUAGCUUUCUUGGGAAGUAUAAGGUUGGUUUUACGAAAGACGGAAAGAUACUUGCUUUGGAUCUUGAGAUCUUCAACAAUGGAGGAAACUCACUUGAUCUCUCACUUGCGGUGCUUGAACGUGCCAUGUUCCAUUCUGACAAUGUUUAUGAGAUUCCUAAUGUUAGGGUCAAAGGAAAGGUCUGCUUCACAAAUUUUCCUAGUAAUACUGCUUUCCGAGGAUUUGGUGGUCCACAAGGUAUGCUGAUUGCUGAAAAUUGGAUUCAAAGGAUAUCAAUGGAACUGAAGAAAAGCCCGGAAGUGAUCAGGGAGGUGAAUUUUCAGAGAGAUGGUUCGGUGUUGCAUUAUGGUCAAAAAAUUGAAAACUGCACCCUGGAGCGUCUCUGGAAUCAACUCAAGACAUCCUCAGACUUUCUUGCUGUUCAACAAGAAGCCAAGCUGUUCAAUACUCAUAAUAGAUGGAAGAAGCGUGGAGUAGCUAUUAUCCCAACAAAAUUUGGCAUAUCUUUUACUGCAAAAUUUAUGAAUCAGGCAGGUGCGCUUGUCCACGUUUACACAGAUGGAACUGUGCUAGUCACACAUGGGGGCGUUGAGAUGGGACAGGGGUUGCAUACAAAAGUGGCACAGGUGGCUGCGUCUUCUUUCGACAUUCCGCUGAGCUCUGUAUUUAUAUCAGAGACAAGUACAGAUAAGGUUCCAAAUGCAUCACCAACGGCUGCUUCUGCAAGUUCUGAUAUAUAUGGUGCUGCAGUUUUAGAUGCAUGUGAGCAAAUAAAAGCACGCAUGGAACCUAUAUCAUCAAAACACAGUUUUGUUUCAUUUUCCGAGCUCGUCAGUGCAUGCUACAUGGAGCGGAUAGACCUUUCUGCUCAUGGAUUUUAUAAAACUCCUGAUAUUGGCUUUGAUUGGGGAGCUGGUAAAGGGAAUCCAUUCAGGUACUUCACUUAUGGGGCAGCACUUGCUGAGGUUGAAAUUGACACAUUAACUGGAGACUUCCAUACAAGACAGGCAGAUGUGAUUUUGGAUCUUGGAUUUCCGCUGAAUCCAGCUAUUGAUGUUGGACAGAUUGAAGGGGCAUUUAUACAAGGUCUUGGAUGGGUGGCUUUGGAAGAGCUAAAAUGGGGUGAUGCUGCUCAUAAGUGGUUACCAGCAGGAUGUCUGUACACUUGUGGUCCUGGAAGCUACAAGAUUCCAUCCAUGGAUGACGUCCCAUUGAAAUUCAGUAUCUCCCUCCUUAAGGGUGCCCCUAAUCCUAAGGCAAUCCACUCAUCCAAAGCUGUGGGAGAGCCUCCCUUCUUUCUGGCUUCGGCUGUAUUCUUCGCGAUCAAGGAUGCUAUCAUAGCUGCGAGGGCGGAGGCUGGUCUUAGUGAUUGGUUUCCUCUGGAUAAUCCGGCAACUCCUGAACGUAUACGGAUGGCUUGCGUAGAUGAGUUCACAAAGCCAUUCAUCAACUCAGAUUUCCAUCCGAAGCUCAGUGUUUAGGAUCAAUACUGCUCGGGAAAGAGUAGGAAAUCAAAUUUGUGUACCAAUCAUGUCUUAUUGAAUUCUUAUGGUUCAUAUGGUUCUACGGAAAUGCCCUGAACAUGUACAUUGUAUUACAAGAGAGACAUCCAUAUACAACUUCUUCAACUUCCAUAUUUAUGUGCAAAUGUCAUCAUGUUCAUUUUUUUCAUA